AUGGACGGGCAGCAUGCGGUGUUGGCCGCGGGCGUGCCGGUGUACGCCCUAGGCUUUGUAGACAAUACGCAUCUCUUCUAUGUAGGCGGCGGCGGCGCGGGCCGCAGCGGCGUCGCGAACGGGAUUAAAUCUGCCGAGCUGCAGCUCAGCGACGGGGCUUCGCUGCGUGCGGCGGGCGACCUGAAGCUCAGUGCGUCCGAGGACGCACCGAUGUGCGUCGCGGUGCAUCCACAGGACGGGUCGCUCGUGUGCGGCGUGAACGAGGAGCCGGCGCGUGUCGCGCAAGGCGAAAAUGCGCACGUCCGUGUGUUUGGCUACACGACGACCACGGCGCCGGCGGCGCGCGCGGAUGCGGCCGCGGGGCGCGCGGAGCUCUCGGUGACGAUUACGCCGCGUGCCGCGGUGCCGUCGCUCGGCAUCACCGACCCGGAGCACUACCAAAAGACGGCGACCUUUUCGCCGGACGGCUCGCUCCUGGCGCUCGCAAGCUCGGACGGAAAGGUGCAGCUGCACCGCUACCCUAGCCUCGAGCCGGUGUGGACGAGCGCCACGAGCGCCGUGCCGGGCGGCAAGGAGGUGUACGACACCGACUUUUCGCACGACGGAACGCAGCUCGCGAUCACGACGGCCGCCCAGAUCAUCGUCCUCUCGACGGCGCCCAAGACGACCGAGGAGGGCGGUGUGCUCACCUAUACGCCGCGUGUCUUGCAGACGAUCGAGAGCGCGAAUAUCGGGUCUGCCCAGCGGGGCUCCUUCCGCAUGGCCCAGUUUGGGCGCAGCACGGGGCUCAGCGUCGGUACGCGCGACCGCCUCUUUGCGCUGGUGAACACGACGCCGGCGCCGGGGAGCAAGACGCGUGCGUGCUACGUCGCGGCAUGGGACGCAGAUGCAUGGAAGAUGCUGGGCGCACGCAAAGUGUCGAACCGCCCUGGCACGGUCCUUGCUGUGAGCAACAAUGGGCGCCUCUUGGCCGUCGGCACAUCGGAUCUCAGCCUGUCGGUGCUCCAGGCACGCACGCUCCAGCCUCUUUUGCGGGAGGAGAACGUGCACGACUUUCCCCCGACGUGCGUCGCAUUUGCGCCCAACUCGCGUGCGCUCGUGAGUGGCAGCGCAGACUCGACGGUGCGCGUGCGCGUGCUGCCGUCGGGUAUGGUGCCGAAGCUGACGCUCUCCGACGAGCUUCUUUUUGUCCUCUUUUUCGUGCUUUCCGUUAUUUUCGCGGUGCUCAUUUGGAAGAUCCAGGGCCACUAG
Molecule: messenger RNA, 1251 nt
Organism: Malassezia japonica
Lineage: Eukaryota; Fungi; Basidiomycota; Malasseziomycetes; Malasseziales; Malasseziaceae
Exons: 5
Coding region: 1-1251 (416 amino acids)
Biological process (GO): protein secretion
Cellular component (GO): endoplasmic reticulum membrane
Molecular function (GO): GTPase activator activity; guanyl-nucleotide exchange factor activity; protein binding
Source: RefSeq, a predicted model, not a curated record